CUCAUGACCGGGUACAAAGAAAGGGCUUUUCUAGCCACCAAAUGGGCUACCCUAUUACUACGCCGACCUACAAACCUAAUGCUAAACCCAGGCUGGACUUGGAGACAAUUAGCAAUUUCUUCAAGAAGAGCACCCAUCCUAUUAUCUCCAUGAUCCCCCGAUUGAGCUUAUCAACAAUGACUUUGGGGUCGCCUUCAAAACAAACAUCAGCAACCUGCAUUUCAAUUAAAAAGAGUUAUUUGCACUAAUCUCCAAUCCCUGCUCACCUAGACUCAAUGGACUGUUUACCUAGACCCAUAGCUACUAUUCAUUUUGUUCUCAUUGGUUGUUGCUUUUGUGGUGGGCCCUCUCUCUGUUGCUUAUUUUUUCUGCCACGGAAAACGCGUCGGCCUCAAAUGGGUGACUCUAUCCAAGAUAGAGGCUGGAUAUUUUACAAGUCGUUUUAGACGAGAAGGGAGGAGAAUCUUUUUUGCCGCCAAAUCAAGAAAUUUUGACAAUGAUUCGAGAAAAGAGAGAGGAGCAGAGGAGACUGGGAGUGAUUCGAGAGGAGCAGAAAAUUUUGGUGGUUCUACAUGUUCGACCGAUGAUCCGUUUCGAUUCUUACAACAAUGUUUUUAUGUUGGGUAUUGGAUUAAAAUCUGAAAUUCUAUCGGCGCCCGGAGUUCCAGUUUCUCUUGGAAGGGAAAAGUUGGAGCUCGAUUCUCCAAGAGUGAGAUCAUGGAGGUAAAAUAAGGCGGGAAAUUAUUACCCGGGGAGAAAGAACUGUCUUUGGGCCGGAAGGGAUGGGACUGUGGGCCUCUCCAUUUGGGCCGAAGAUUAGAUAAAUUAUCAUAAGAGAUUAGCUUCGUAAUUACACUAAGCUUAUGGGUCGUUUACUUGCCAUUCCAUUUCUGUUAGCUGCCACAACAGAAAACAAAAUUAAAAUGAAAACGAAGCUGUCAUUUCCUGGAAAACAAAACCUGAAAAAAUCUUGUUUAGCUGAGAAUUUUGGUGAGUUCUGAAAUUGAGUUCUGAAAUGAAAACCUGUUUAGUUGCUUCAUUCUGUUUUCUGAUUCUUGAUUAUCAUACAACCCUAGACAUGAUUAUAAUUUUUAAUUUGAAUUAAAUAGUUUUUAAACUACAAAUAAACAGAAUACAAGUACAACAUCUUAUAUUAAUUAAGUACUAGUACAACAUAAAAAUUCAAAUAAGUCCAGCUUGAAAGUCAUCCCACAACUUGUCUGCUAUUCCAUCUCGUCGUACAUCCAUCGCUCGAGUUUCGCUCGAGUCGGCGACUGGAACUUCAGCGAAGGAGUAAGCUCCUGCCUUGUGUUCAUGCUCAAACUUUGCGACGAGAGGGUCAAAGCUUGGAGGGAUGGCUCACCGGCUGGAAGUUGGAGAUAGACGGCUGCAAAAGGCAAGGGGCGAAGCUGGUAUGGAGGGAGAUGAAAGGGAAGAAUUGCUACUGGUCUAGGGCAGAUGAAAUGAGCAAUAUCACUAGGGUUUUCCGGAAGGCACAAGGGAGUGGGUGGGGUGUCACGUGUGGGUAUGUGUAAAUAUAUGGGAAAAAGAGAAUGGCGUUGGGGACUCGAAGCGGCAACUUCAUUAAUGAAGAGAGUCGCUUUCCUGCGAGAAAACGGGGGGAAACCCGCCCCAAAAUUUUAUGAAAACUCAAUUUGAUCGUUUCCCCACAGCUUCCCAAUUAUUGUUAUUUGGUUUUUUUGUAUGAAAACGAACCAACAAGUGAACACGUUUUCUUGUAUGUGUUUUUUGAUUUUUUUUGUCACAACAAAAAAUAGAAAACAAAAUGGCUAGUAAACAGGGCAUUAGGGUUUCCUCCCAAACCAAGACAAUACUGCAUGAGAUUAUGUCAAAUAAAAGAUCGAACAAAGCCGCCGCCGAUCAACCGGCGGCGUUGCUAACCGUAACCCUAACCCUGUCCAGCGGAAAACUCCCCGCCGACCUCGUGAUCGAAAUCUUCAGGAAGCUCCCCGCUGCCUCCACCCUUGCCGUGCUCCGCUGCGUGUGCAAAUCAUGGCGCGCUCAUCUCUCCGACCCGUCUUUCCUCCGCCGGAUCCUCGUCAUAGACGACGAUCUCGAUGGCAGCCGUCAGAUCAUGACCUUCCGCCUGACCGAUGAUCAAAAGCCGCUCUUCUCUCCCUGCUCGUACGACACUCUCCUCCCCUUAUCCGCCGAUCCACCGCAACCGGUCCUCCUCCUCUCCGCCGCCGGCGAAGACCUGCGCUGUCACGUUGUGGGGCACGACAACGGCAUCUUUUGUUUGGGGGACGGGAUAGGUUAUCCCGGCGGUUUCCAUCUACACAACCCGGCGACCUCGGAGACCAAAGCAUUACCCCCGUCGCCAUUUACCUUGCCGGAAUAUUUCGGCCACUCAUGUGGCCACAUGUUUGGUUUCGACUCGAAAGCAAAUGACUACAAGUUCAUCAGGCUGAGAAAGGUCAUCUUCCACCACGAGUGGAAACGUGUCCAGGACGGCCAGAAGGACAAGGGCGUCAGUUUCGCCGAGGUCUACAGCUUGAGAAACGAUUCGUGGAGCAAGGUCGAGACCGACGUCAACCUCUACUGGUUCUGCCUUUACUCGGCGAACUCGGUCCUCGAGAGCCACGACGGGAAGUGCUACCGUUGGGAACGAGAAUAUUGCAACAAAGGGAGGAGUAGGACGAGGGUCCUCUCUUUCGACCUAGCGAAGGAAGUUUUCGAGAUGUUCGAGGUUUUGGAUCCUUUGCCGGAGAAGUGGCCUGCUUACUUUUACAAGGUAAUUCGCCCUCGCCACGUGAGCUUCGUGAGAGGCUCGAUGGUGGUGGUUUUCGACGGCGGUGAGAUGAUGCCGCAUGCCGCCAUGCUUGAGAUAUGGGUGAUGUUGAAGUUGGGAGAGGCGGCUUCGUGGGUGAAGUUGUAUGGUGUACCUAGGGGGAGUGACGGGUGGGAUUACUAUAAGUCUCGCCCUUUGGGGUUGUGGAAGGACUGGAAGUGUGUGUUCGUGAAGAAGAAGGAGGAGAAUUGGUCGGUUCGUGGAGGAGAGGUUCUUGUGUUCGAUCCUGAGAUUCGAGAUGCUGCUGGUCUCGAGGUUCGAACCGAUUCGGAGGAAAUUAGGAUUAUAUGGGAUUAUACUCCGAAUCGAGUUUCGUUGGCUGGGUUUUCUGAUACAGAUUGAGGAUGGAAGAUUGUGGGGUUUUUUUAUAUAGAAUUGGGUGUUCUUUUAGAUAUAGGUAGUUUCUUUUGUUUGGGUGAACUACUACGUGUACUUACUCUGGCAUGCAGGGAUGACAAUCCAUUUUAUCAAACCUGUUUGACUUGUUUUUGGCCGAAUAGAUGGGGCGGAUCAUGGGUAAUCUUCUCUAUCUGACCUGCCUCAUUCUAAUCCGUUCUUGUCUAAAUCACGUGUAAUUUAACGCAAACUGCUAGAAUUUUACUACUACUACUAUUAUUCUAUAUUUUAGCUACAAUAAUGUUACUCAAACUAAUUUUCUUGCUCAAUGGUAUGAGUUGGAAUCGGCCACUUUGUACAAAACUGAUUGUUUUUUAUGAGGCAUUUAUCGUAUUUCUAAGUGCAACUAGUUAUUAUAACAUUUAGUUUGAAAGAGUGUUUGUGAAACCUCAUACAACUUGCACUUAAUUAUAUGUAAAUUCCAGCUUACCACAAUCUGAGUCACAAAGUUGACCAUUUUGGCCUGACAACAGUAAUCAUAAUCUUAUAAAAAAAACUUGUUUCUUCAUUUUAAAACUUAAUAGUUGUCAAUUUAGAAGAAAAAUGAAGAGUUAAUAUUAUCCUUUUACUCGUUAAUAUUACCUUGGAUGAAUUUCAAUGAGAAACUAGAUAGAAUAAGGUCUUUAACUUUGUAGUGGGGAGAGCUAUUAGGGUUAACACUUAUCUCUUAUACAAAACACAUAUCAUCUAAUGGAUUUACACCAAGAACCAAAAAAUUGAAAAAACAAAAGCAUGGAAACAUAAAGAAAAAUGUUAACACAAAAAUCUUCAUUUGUUAAUAAUUAAGAGAAUUUUUAAAAAAUCUUUAUUUGAUUUAAGCAUGGAGCCCAUAAAAAAGAAAAUGAGGGGAUUUAUGGUUUUGUUUGCUUAUAUGGGCAAGGACUAACAACUAAAUCAAACUCCUUUAGACCUUUACUAUUCGGGUUGAGGAUUUCUCUGCCUUGUUAGUUGAAUAAAGAAACAUGUUCAUGGCUUUUCGAAAUCGUGUUUAUGUAAAGACAUAUAUUAUUGAUAUGUUUUCGCUCUAUGAAAUAUGUCUUGUUGUAAGUAUUCUAGAAAGAAGGGUGUGGAAUUCGUUGGUACAGGCUUAGAGGUGACGACCAAUAAGGUGUCAUUCGAUAAAUUGUUUGAAUAAUUACGUCUCUCUACUGAUUCAACAAAGAAUUAGAUUUAAAAUUCAUGUUUUUAUGGAUAUACAUUGAACAACCGCCUUUUAUUUGGAGAAAUAAGUAGUUUAGAAAAUCUAAUUUAUUGAAUUAUCAAUAUGUCAUGGACCUGUCAGUCUUGUUAGACGAUCAAAGACAAACGCUCGGUGCAUUUCACGAUUGUGUAGAUAUGAAAAUUUAUAUUGCUAAGAUGGCCUCCCUAUGGAAAUUGAUUUUUUCAGGUUUCCAUCUAUACAACCCGGCAACCUUGGAGACCAAAGCAUUACCCCCGUCGCAGUUUACCUUGACGGAAUAUUGCGGCAGCUUAUGUGGCCACAAAAAUCUUCAUUUCCUAAUAAUUAAGAAAAAAAAUUUAAAACUGUAUAUUUUAUGUCUUUGAUUUGAGAGUGCAUCCCGUGAAAAGAAAAGAGAGGAUUUGAGGCUUUUGUUUGCGUAUAUAGUAAAGCCUAACAGCUAAAUCAAGCUCCUUUAUUAAUCUGUUUAAGGAUCUCUCUACUUUAAAACUUAAGUGUAUAUUAUCUUCGAAUAUUCAUAUGAGUAGAUGAGUUCAAUCGCUAUAGACACCCAAAUAUUUGGAUAUUCGUCAACGAUAUUAUACUAAGAUGAAAAUUCAAUAAGUUUUUGUUGGAAGAAUGUUGUAAUUUUAGUGAACUCUUAGAAUACACUAAAAUGGGGAGGAAUGUUGGAAAUUUCAAAUCGAUUUGGAAUUAUGCCGACCAAACUGAUUUUGGGUUAGACUGACCAAAUCAAAUAUUAUAAAUCCUUGAAGGGACA
Molecule: messenger RNA, 5148 nt
Organism: Linum trigynum
Lineage: Eukaryota; Viridiplantae; Streptophyta; Magnoliopsida; Malpighiales; Linaceae
Source: the annotation of a GenBank genome assembly